This is a messenger RNA of Gorilla gorilla gorilla (western lowland gorilla), 2701 nucleotides long. Its product is annotated as golgin subfamily A member 2-like. The record is from RefSeq and is a predicted model, not a curated record. Bases 1988 to 2701 code for a protein of 237 amino acids. Lineage: Eukaryota; Metazoa; Chordata; Mammalia; Primates; Hominidae. The transcript is spliced from 8 exons. Gene Ontology annotation, biological process: Golgi organization. Gene Ontology annotation, cellular component: Golgi apparatus; Golgi cisterna membrane; cis-Golgi network.
GUCCACGGAUCUGGCCAGCGGCCUGCAGUAUUCCCAGCAGUGUGUGGGAGAGUUGGAUUGGACUCUUUGCUGUCUCCAUGCAGCGGAAGAACAUGGACAGUUAUAACAAGGAGGUAACCAAAGACAGAGAUGCCCUCAGGCUGGAGUCAUACAAGAACAGCCAAAACAAUAAGGACCGGAAGCAGAAGAACUCAGAACUAGAAGAGAAGCUUCAAGUCCUAGUGACCGAAGAUUUCGACUCAAUCUGAAGCAACUGCAAAGGAAGCUGGAGAGGGCUAAGAUCCUGCUUCAGGCAAGAGGCUGCAGCCCCAGGGGUGGUGGGAGCCCUAUCCAAGCUGGGGACAUGGUCUAGGGAUCAUGCAGGUUAUGGGGAGGCUCCAGCCAAGAGCUGGAAAAUUUGGGUCCUUGUUCUGGUCCUGCCAUAGAAUCCUCUAGAGACUGCUAAAAAUCUACAAACUGGGCCCUGCCAUAGACCUGGGGAACCAGAAUCUCAGGGUUAGGGCUUAAAUUUGUUUUAAAUGCAUCAUGGAUGAAAACCAUUAUUAUAUAGAUUACACUUAUAUGGCUAGCUCAUGAGUCUGUUUAUUUCCUUCUGAGGUUCAAGCCAACACUUCAACUAUUCCACGGUGAUAAUAGAUUGUAGAGUUUUUGUUUGUUUGUUUUUUUCUUGGGAUGGGGCCUCCCUCUAUCACUAGGGCUGGAGUGCAGUGGCAUGACCUCGGCUCACUGCAACCUCCACCUCCCAGGCUCAAGCGAUCCUCCUGCCUCAGCCUCUCAAGUAGCUGGGACUACAGGUGCAUGCCACCACUCCUGGGUAAUUUUUGUAUUUGUACAGAUGGGGCUUUGCCAUGUUGCCCAGAUUGGUCUUGAACUCCUGACCUCAAGCAAUCCACCCACCUCAGCCUCCUAAAGUGUUGUUAUUAUAGGCAUGAGCCACCAUCCUUGGCCUGAGAUCUUUUUAAAAAUUAUUUAAUAUUUUAUUUCUAAAGCAAAGCAACUUCACAGUAGAGAUCUUUAUUGAUCAAGUUGUACAUUGAGCCCAGCUCUAGACCUUUUAAAGGGCACUGUGUGGAAUGGCCCAGGAUCCCCAGAUCUGAACUUCUCACUCUUUACCAUUCAAUUUGAUUCUAGGAAGUCAGCGCGAAACAGUCUUAGAUUCCCUGCCUCCAGACCUUAUUUUCCUGCCUCAUAGAGCUUUAUGUUACUGUCCUUUUGAGAGAAUCCAGAUUCAGGCUUUCAGUUCUGUGGCUGUGGGCCAAAACCAACAAAGACCCAAAUCCUCUGUCCUUGGGAGCUUGAGGAGAGUUUACCAGUUCAUGGUCCUAGUGGGUCUGAGAACUUUGCCUUUAAGAUCCACUCCUGGCCCCUGCCUACUGCUUCAUGGCCUGGGGAAUUGAGUGGAGGGGGCCACCCUUGGUCACCUUCCUUUGACUCUCUCCAAGAAACAGCACAACCAAGAAAUUGUGGAUCAACUGGAAGUAGUAAUGUGAUUUCUUUGCUCACGGCAUGACUGCUGGGUUUGGGGGGCAUUCAGAUGUAGAGGUGCCAGUCUCAUCUUGCUGACCCCCAGCCUGGGGAAAAAGGCUCACCCCCGAGAUUCCACCUCAUCCCCACAGGGUCCCUGAUAACCUGGUCCCAUGGGUGGGCCUGUCCUGGGGCAUUGGUGGCAUUCUGGGGGCAUGUCCCUUGCUGUGCCAUCUCUGCCUCCCCCAGUAAGAGCUCUGUCUUCCUCUUCCUAUAGGAAAAGCAAGAAAGCCAGCAAAACCAGGGAGAGCCCUAAAGAGGCAGUUAGAGGUGAGUGGAGGGUGUGAAGUUCCCUCCUGUCCUCUGGAGAAUGUUGCUUUCCUUCUCUUUCAGCAUCUGCUCGGCUUUUCUCCCAAAAGUUCAAAUCAGACAAUUGGAAUCUUGAUGUUUGAGAAAGCAGAAUUGAAGACAGCACUGUAUCACACUGAACGUGCUGCUGCCAGGCAGUUUGAAGCAGACGAACAUGGACAGCGUGAGUCCUACAGCCUCCCUCAUCCCCUGGCAGCCCAGCUUCCCAGAUGGAGGAGUUGAAGCUGGUUAUGAAGCCCUUGAUGCUAACCAGCAGUUACAGCAGGCCAUGGAGGAGCGGGCACAGCUGGAAGUACACCUGGGGCAGGUGCACACGUUGAGGGAGGAGACGGCGCAUAGCAUGAGUCGAGUACAGGAGCUGGAGAUGAGCUUGGCUGAACUAAGGAACCAGAUGGUGCCGUGGGAGGCAGACACCAAGUUCUGGGGUCUCCAGCUGCAGCAGCAGCUACAAGCAGAGGCUGAGCACCUGUGGGAGGAGCUGGAGAGUCUAGCAGGACAGCUCCAGUGGGCCCACAUGCAAGACAAUGAGGACUUGAAAUGCCUGAACUGGGAGCAGGAGGAGAGGCUGCUGGAGCUGUGGCGGGUGGCUGAGCUCUGCGGGGAGCAGGCGGAGAAUCAUCAUGCUAGCCCCAAUCUCAUGGAUGAAAGCAAGACCUUGUCAUUAACCGAGAGCCUGCAACAACUCUCCCAACAGCUCAAUGGCGUUGUUUCUGAGGAACUUCAGAAAUUGAGGGGAGUGCGGGGGAAAGGAAAGUAUGAUAGAAAGAAACUGAGGCAGGAAUCACCAGAGAGAGGAAAGAUCCUGGGACCGGCCGAUUUGCUGGGCCAUGUUGAGGAAGUUGCCUCUUUCCUGAGGCUUCUUCCUUGA